Molecule: messenger RNA, 1359 nt
Organism: Neohortaea acidophila
Lineage: Eukaryota; Fungi; Ascomycota; Dothideomycetes; Mycosphaerellales; Teratosphaeriaceae
Product: ribonuclease III domain-containing protein
Exons: 1
Coding region: 75-1295 (406 amino acids)
Biological process (GO): regulation of gene expression; rRNA processing; primary miRNA processing
Cellular component (GO): nucleus
Molecular function (GO): ribonuclease III activity; double-stranded RNA binding
Source: RefSeq, a predicted model, not a curated record
CACGGAACAUCAGCUCAUCUCCUCGCUGCACAGGAAGAGAAAUCAGCAGCGCUGAGGAGAGCUGUGCCAUCAUCAUGAAACGAUCUGCCGAGGAGGGGUCUCCCUCUUCCCACAAGAAGCACAAAAGCGAACACCGACACCACAAGCACGCGGAUGGGUAUCGCUCGUCGUCCAAGGAGCAUCGCGAGCACAAAAGCACUGACAAGAAGAAACAUGACUCUAAUCAGGGCUAUGAGCCGUCCAGAGAUCAGACAACUCAUACCGACCAGAGACAAGGUGGUGAGAAGGACAAAAAACAUCAACGCUCCCACUCCGAGGCCCUCGCCCAACUCCCAGCACCAACCACCAAAUCAGCCAUCGUCCCAGCUUACAUUCCCUUCUCGAUCUCCAAUGGCCUACCCCCACUCCCACCCGUCAAACAAGCGCACCUCGCCAAGGCGGCGUUCAAACACAAAUCUCUCGGCUCCUACGACCGCAACUCCACCAGCACCGACAUGAGCUACGAACGCCUCGAGUUCUUGGGCGAUGCCUACAUCGAGCUGAUAGCCAGCCGGUUGAUCUUCGAACGUUUCGGCCACUUGCCGGCAGGGCAGCAAAGUCAAUUGCGAGAGUUGCUAGUUAAGAACGAGACGUUGGCAGAGUACAGCCGGAGUUACAAAUUCGACGGAAAGGUGGAAGCUGGGUCGAUGGAGAAGAUGAUUGAGGAUGUGAAGGAGAAGGACAAGUGGAAGGGGAACAAAGGGUGGAACAAAAUUCUGGGAGAUGUGUUCGAGGCGUAUGUCGCUGCUGUUAUUCUUGCGGAUGCGGAGGAUGGGUUUAGCGUGGCGGAGGCAUGGCUGACGGCUCUGUGGGCGCCGAAGAUCCUCGAGGCAGCGAAGGACUAUCGAGGUUUUGCGCAGAGCGCUGGCGCCAAUGGUCUGGUUCAUGCGGACGGUGCGGAGUUGCUGAAGAUCUACAAUCCGAAUGCUAAGAUGGAGCUACAGAAGCGGAUCAUGGGCUUCGGCACGAAGCUGGUGUAUGAGAAGUAUCGGGAGCCGCUGGAGCUGAAGGGAGAUCAGCUGGGACAAAAUCGGCAUUUCGUCGCUUUGUAUUUGACGGGGUAUGGCUAUGAGGGAAAGCUGUUGGGCAAGGGUGAAGGGAAGAACAAGGUCGAAGCGGGCAAUUGGGCGGCGACACAGGCGAUGUAUGGGGAGUGUAAGGGUGUUGUGGAGGAAUGUGAGCAGAGGCUGAGGAAGGACAAGGAGGCAAGGCUUGCACAGAAGGCUGCUGAGGAGGAGAAGCAGAAGACGCAAUAGCAGAGGAGUAAAUGAAUAUAGCAAGCUGAUGGGUGGUGUAAUUGCGACAAUGUGUAUGCACUCG